Molecule: messenger RNA, 565 nt
Organism: Staurois parvus
Lineage: Eukaryota; Metazoa; Chordata; Amphibia; Anura; Ranidae
Source: the annotation of a GenBank genome assembly
CAAUCAGGCAAGUAUCGUUCUCCUGGCAACCACCAAACCCAGACACGUCGAUCAGAUUGCCAGACAGAAAAGCGUGAUUCGUCACUCCAGAGAACACGUCUACACUACUUUACACCACUGAAUCUGGCGCUUUGCUUUACACCACUGAAUCUGGCGCUUUGCAUGGCACUUGGUAAUGUAAGGCUUGGAUGCAGCUGCUCGGCUAUGGAAACCCAUUCCAUGAAGUUCUCUAUGAACUAAUCUUAUGCUAAUCUGAAGGCCACACAAAGUUUAGAGGACUUUAGCUAUUGACUCUGCAGACAGUUUGCGACUUCUGCGCAGUGUGUGCUUCAGCAUGCGCUGACACUGUUCUGUCAUUUUUCUUGGCCUACGUUGCUGUUGUUCCCAGUUGCUUCCACUUUGUUAUAAUACCACUAACAGUUGACCAUGGAAUAUUUAGUAGCAAGGAAAUUUCACGGAUGGACUUAUUGCACAGGUGGCAACCUAUCACGGCACGAUGCUUGAAUUCACUGAGCUCCUGAGAGUGACCCAUUCUUUCACAAAUGUUUGUAGAAGCAGUCUGCAU